AUUUUGUAAUCAGGGCUCCUGUGCAAACCCUUUCUUUCAGCAAGUGAGGGAAAGCUACAAAGUAACUGAACCACACCUAAAGUUUCAGGAAGUUUUCAGAGAUAAGAAAAUCUCUUUGAGCUGGAAGCAAAUCCCACCAGAACGCAUAAAGAGAAAUCAUGUUUUAUUACGCUGCUCUCAGAGAAUUCUCUGUGAGCUGAAGUGAAAGGGGCCGUACAAAUGGAGUUCAGAGUUACUGGAAGUCACUCCAGAGGCCAUUGGGUUUUUGUCUGCAGUUGGAGUCUUUGUUAUCUUGUUGGUAGUUCUAUUCCUCUUCAUCAACAAGAAAUUGUGCUUUGGGAAAAUUGGUGGCCUCCCAUGCCUUGAACUGAAGCGAGAAAAGAAGCGGGCACGGGAUAAAGCUGGAAUCCACAAGGGCCUCGCACACAAGAAAGUAGCUGUUGACACACUCACACGUUGGGACUGCUGGUGAUCAAGGAGCGUGAAUUUCCCUGGAGAUCAAGGAGCGUGCAUUCCAUUAACCAUGGAUUCUGAAGAAAUUUCCAAGAAGAAUCCUGCCUUACCAUCCUUUUCUGCUUGGAUGUCUCAGAUGACUGAGUCAUUCCAGCAAGCUGGGAACUCCAUAUCCAAUGCACUUCUAAAUCUUCGACAAGGUGCGCCUAAUCAAACGUGGAACUCAGAUGUGCCAGGCUCCGCAGGAAAAGCGGAGCAAGAGCCUCAGACUGUUCAUGUAACAGAUUCAGAUUUAACCGCUGAUGGUGUUGACAGAAAGUAUACAGCUGGUGAUUUACGAGCAGCAGCCACUGAUGAGUUGGAACCUUUGGAGUAUCAGAGCGCUGAGGCAGAAAUGCAUUUUACUGAUGGCAAGACAAUUCACAGGCUGCCUGAGGAUUUGGAUCAAGACUCCUCAUGUUUAUGGAAUGGAAUAGAUUCACCUGUUGGAAAUGACAAUGCUUGUAGUGAAGAAGAUGGUAAUGGCUAUGAACCUCCAGACUGCCUGGCUGCCAUUCCAGAGGAAACAAGGAUUGAAAGCAAUCACAUCUAUGUCAAUGUUAAAUGUAAACAAGGUUGUGAGGAGCUGGGAAUUGAUCCAGAAUGUGAAGCAGUGAACAGUUAUGGGGAUGAUGAGGAGUUGACAACAUCCACAGACAGCGAUGAGGAAGUGAUCAAACAGUUUGAAUUCUCAGUAUCGAGAUCCCAGAGUUUCCGGUCUACGAUGUCAGAGAAAGUGACACAGGCGGGUUUAGAGCGUAGGCAGAAAUUUAAUCGUUUGCCUUCGAAUCAUGAAGAAUUCAGCACCGAGGCCUCUGAAGUUGAAGACACAGAUAAGCAGCACCAGUUCAGCUUUCAAGAUAACUGCUCUUAUGAAGGGGAUGAGUUCUCUAUGAGCUCAGCCAUGGGAUUGGAGGAGGGAGCUGACCAUCACAAGGUCUCUGAUGCAGCAGCUGGGACUCCAGCUAAUAAUCACGGGAUGCAGCAAAUGGAGGAGGGAAAUCCAGAUCAAGAGACCAACUUUGAUAAUCAAGGCUAUGAAGGAAAUGACAAGACCAACAGUUCCUCAGCCUGGAGUCCAGAGGAUGCAGAUGCCAGCCUUACAGCCCCUCAGCAGCAGGAGCUGCCGGAACCAAUUUCAAAAUGCGGAGACCUCUACGUCAUUUUCAAUUACAAACCCUCCGACCACAAACUGGAAGUUACAAUAAUCACUGCUAAAGACAUCCCAGAUAAGGACAGGAGUGGCGCUAGUUCAUGGCAGGUACGUGCAGUCCUUCUCCCUAGCAAGAAGCAACGCUCCAAAACCAGCAUCCAGCGAGGACCCACGCCCGUCUUCAAUGAGACCUUCAGGUUUCACAAGUUGGUGAAGGAGGAGCUCCACUAUUCUGCUCUUCGGUUCCGCCUGUAUGCAGUGAGGAAGAUGAACCGGGUGAGGAUGAUGGGGGAGAAAUUGUUUUACCUCAAGAAUCUAAAUCAAGAAGGGGAAAUGGAGGUGUCCUUACUCCUGGAGCCAAGGAGUAACAUAAGUAGUGGAGAUUCACAGAUCAGCCUGUCUGCCGUCUCUCACAGUGACAGUGCUUCAUCCACACAAUCCCUUUCACACGGUGGAGUCCCAGAGCUACUUGUUGGGUUGUCAUACAAUGCCACAACAGGAAGACUUUCUGUUGAAAUAAUUAAAGGUAGUCACUUUCGGAACUUGGCUGUCAACAGGCCGCCUGACACAUAUGCAAAACUCUGUCUCCUGAACUCAGCUGGGCAGGAGAUGUCACGGUGCAAAACGUCCAUUCGACGUGGUCAGCCUAACCCGGUCUACAAGGAGACUUUCAUCUUCCAGGUUGCUCUUUUCCAGCUUUCCGAAGUCACUCUGAUGAUCUCGAUUUACAACCGGCGCAGUAUGAAGCGCAAGGAGAUGAUUGGUUGGAUUUCCAUGGGGCAGAACAGCAGUGGGGAAGAGGAACAAAAUCACUGGCUGGAAAUGAAGGAAUGUCAGAGCCAUCAGGUGUGCAGAUGGCACACACUACUGGAAUCUUAAACUUGCUCUGGCUCAAUAAAGGAUGUCUUUUGGAGACCUUUUAUCUAUGCAGCAGACAUCUGUUGUAUUGCAUUGUUCAGACUCUAUGCUAAUGCUAACGAUAGUCAAGUAGUCCAGGACUUUAUUAUGUAUAGCAGAUUGCUUAUCUAGCAUGAGAAAUUCUUACAGGGAUUUAAAAGCUAUUUCCAAGAGAUAAGUGCCUGUGGAGGAGCUGUGUCACUGUGAUAUAAUAACAAUGACAAAUCAGUAUCUAGGAUGAACAUGUAGUACAAAGGAACUGCUGUUGCUAGAGAUGUAAGUGCAUGUAUUUAAUUGGUCAUUAGUUAGUGCCAAGCCAUGCAUGCAAAAGUGAUCCAGUUCUUCAAAUGUUCCCUUCCUCUGAGAGUUGAGCAGUCUAUAAUUUGUUGACAACUGCAAAUGCUAAAUAUCAUUGAUUUUUGUUUAAAGAUGUCUCUUUAACGAUAAUAAAACAAGCUGUACAGAA
This is a messenger RNA of Hypanus sabinus (Atlantic stingray), 3008 nucleotides long. RefSeq names its product synaptotagmin-16-like. The record is from RefSeq and is a predicted model, not a curated record. Bases 524 to 2524 code for a protein of 666 amino acids. Lineage: Eukaryota; Metazoa; Chordata; Chondrichthyes; Myliobatiformes; Dasyatidae. The transcript is spliced from 8 exons.